AGAGCUAAAUGUGAAAGAUGUCUUGGAAGAGGAAUUAUUUUUCUGUGGGACGGGGCGGUGUGCAAGGAAUGUUCACGCCACGCAACACAACAUCUAUAGCACCUAGUAAAGGUCUCAGCAAUGAGCCGGGACAGAACAGCUGCUUUUUGAAUAGUGCAUUGCAGGUUCUCUGGCAUCUUGAUAUUUUUCGACGCAGUUUCCGACAACUUACAACCCACAAAUGCAUGGGAGAUUCCUGUAUAUUUUGUGCUCUCAAAGGUAUCUUUAACCAGUUUCAGUGCAGUAGUGAGAAGGUGUUGCCUUCCGAUGCUCUUCGUAGCGCUCUUGCAAAGACCUUUCAAGAUGAGCAACGCUUCCAGCUGGGCAUCAUGGACGACGCUGCGGAGUGCUUUGAGAAUCUCUUGAUGAGGAUUCACUUCCACAUUGCCGACGAAUCUAAAGAAGAUAUCUGCACUGCCCCACACUGCAUUUCGCACCAGAAAUUUGCCAUGACCUUAUUUGAGCAGUGUGUCUGUACCAGCUGCGGCGCUACCUCCGACCCUCUGCCCUUUAUCCAGAUGGUGCAUUACAUCUCCACCACGUCUCUCUGCAAUCAGGCCAUUUGCAUGCUGGAAAGACGAGAGAAACCCACUCCAGACAUGUUUGGAGAGCUGCUCCAAAAUGCCAGCACGAUGGGGGACCUGAGAAAUUGCCCGAGCAACUGUGGAGAAAAGAUCCGCAUCCGUCGUGUGCUGAUGAACUCCCCCCAGAUCAUCACCAUCGGACUGGUGUGGGACUCGGACCACUCGGAUCUGGCCGAGGACGUCAUCCACAGCCUGGGCACCUGCCUGAAACUGGGAGAUCUUUUCUUCAGAGUAACAGAUGACAGAGCAAAGCUGUGUGAGCUGUACUUGGUUGGAAUGAUCUGUUAUUAUGGGAAGCAUUACUCUACCUUCUUCUUCCAAACAAAGAUCCGCAAGUGGAUGUACUUUGAUGAUGCACAUGUCAAAGAGAUCGGUCCCAAGUGGAAAGACGUUGUGACCAAGUGCAUUAAGGGUCACUAUCAGCCCUUGCUGCUGCUGUACGCGGACCCCCGAGGCACCCCCGUCUCAGCGCAGGAGAGCCCGGCCCGGCCCGGUUGGCAGCCACACACCCGGACGGGUUAUGACAGUGAAGACUCAGGGCGGGAGCCUUCCAUUGCAAGUGACACGAGGACAGACUCCUCCACCGACAGUGGCCCCUUUAAGCUCCCCCAUUACGAGUCGGCAGCCAGUCACUUCUCUUCGGACUCUCAGGGAACCGUUGUUUACAACAUGGAAAACGACGCGGCAUCACAGAGCAGCAGGGACACAGGACACCUGACUGACAGCGAAUGCAACCAGAGGCCUGUCUCCAAAAAGGGCUCACUGGCAGACCGCAAGAGGAGUUCCAGCAGGUCUCGGAGGAAGGGGGACGAGUCGCAGCCGUCGGGAUAUCAUAGUGAAGGGGAAACACUGAAGGAGAAGCAGGCCCCUCGGACUGCCCCCAAAACGUCCAGCGGCACCAGCAGCACCAGCACCAGCAGACUGCGGGACUUCAAGGAGACCGUCAGCAACAUGAUCCACCACAGCAGCAGGCCCUCGCAGCCAAGCCAGGGCUCUCCACGCGGAGGGAAAGGCCAGGCCUCCGAGGGGCAGCCACUGCCCAGAGCGGUGCCCUCUCAGCCUCGGGACUGGGAGAUGGAGAGCACCGGCAGCGAGGCCAAGUCGAGCUCAUCGAGCAAGUACCGCCCCACCUGGAGACCCAAAAGGGAGUCACUGAAUAUAGACAGCAUCUUCAGUAAAGAGAAGAGGAAACCGUGCGGCUACACGCCGCUGAGCCCUUUCUCAGAAGAUGCAGCUAAAGAAUUUACAGAGGAUGAGUUAAAGGAGUCAGUGACUCAAGAAACGAAGCCAAGCCAGUCCGGCAGGUACAAGCACUGGGCUCUGGGUCGUGGGGUGCACCACGUGACGGACCAGCAUCCUCGUCUGAUUCAGAGGAUGGAGUCUGGCUACGAAAGCAGUGAGCGCAACAGCAGCAGCCCCGUUAGCCUGGAUAUGCCUCUUUCAGAGAGCUCAAGCACUUCCAGGGAUUCUCAUAUGAAGCGACCUGGAGCUUUUGUUCCUGCAUGGCGUAAUAUCCCUAAAUCACACAGCAGCAGCAUCUUGGAAGUAGAGUCGGCUUCAUCUCCUAGUUGCUGGGCAAAGAGCAAGCACUCCAAUGGUGGGGAGAUGCUUGUCUCUUCUAAGAGCGAGCUAGAUGAGCUGCAAGAAGAAGUGUCGCGGAGGGCCUUGGAGCAGGAACUCCGACGGAAGCGGGAGAAAGCGCUGGAGGCCGCGAUGGGCUUCAAUCCCCGUCCCAGCAGGUUCAUGGACCUGGAUGAGCUCCAGAACCAGGGGAGGACCGGCAGCCCUGAGCGGUCUGUGCAGGAGGCGGAGGCGGCCCUGGAGGAGUCACGGCGCCAGGAGCAGAAGGGGGACUGUGCUGCGGCCCUGGCUCUCUGUAACGAAGCUCUGUCUAAACUCAGACUUGCCAUGCAUGGUGUCAGCUCUAGCACUCACAACAGAGCCCUAGUCGAUCAGAAGCUGCAAAGCUGUAUCCGAAAAGCACGGAGCCUCCAGGAUCGCAUGCAGCAGCCAGCACAGCCGCCGCUGCCACCGCCGCCCACGUGCCACCCACCGCAGGGGGGCAGCGGGACCCAAUCGACAAGUGAACAGGCUGGCCCGCUCCAAGUACUGCUGAGCCAGAAGAUGCUACUGGAACCCGGCAGAGAAGCAGAGCGUGGGUCCAGUUCUUACUCCCAUCCACCAGCUUCCCAUCGUGAACCGCAGUCAUCCUAUCCAAAGUCUUCCCCCCCACCCUCUCCGGAGAGGAGCCCCUCGCCCGCGGCCUCCCUGAAUCACCAGGCUGCUUCUGCUGGUUGCGGCGAGCGGGUCACCCCAUUUCCCGAUCAACGUGGGGUCAGUGACAGAUCCAGACAAACUGAGAAUGAAGUCCACCGUGAUGUGAAGCCGGAGGGAGUCUCCACCAAUAAUCUAAUAAGCAAUAAAGACUGCAGUAGCAGCAGUAGGUUCGAAGAAGCUCGUGACGUAACAGCAUCUCUCACUCCUCUUUGCAAAACAAAAUUUAACGUGGUAAACUCUGGAUCUUUGCCGGUGCUCUUCCCUUCUUCGCACCCAGUGCAGGCGCCACCGGACCAAAAAGACCGACGCCACCCCUGCCUUCAGGCCUCAAGCUUCCCGGAGGGGGCCCCUGCCCUUCCAGAAGGGGCCUGUCCUGCCCUCACCCGAGCUCCUCCCUCCCCUUGGCCUCAUUACCCUGCAGAUCCAUUGCAGAUUGCAAGUAGGUACCUCAGAGCGAAAAGCCACGAGAGUUUGCAUCGUUUACCAGAAGGGUUAGUGAACGGGGACUCUGGGAAUCCCGAGAGGAUCCCUGCUAAGGGGCACGUCCGUUCCCUGGCAGGACAGUUUCAGCACUUGCAGGAAAGGGAAAGUGCUCGUCAGAAAGAAGGGGCAGCGGCUUUCUGUCGUGAUCAGAGGGCCCCAGAGUCAGUGCAGGAAUCCUUCAGCAACCUUCCAUCCUGGGGAUCUAGGCAGCCAGCCACUGGAAGCCUCGGGAAUGGAACCUGGCCCGCUAAAAACUUGGACGUGUGCCUUGAUUCUCGGGAUGAGCUCGGCUCUGUGGACUGCUUUCCUGUCCACAAUCGAACCACUCAGAGUUCUGGCUUGCGCCGUGGAGAGCAGUGCCGCCGAGGGGAGCCCCCGUGUGCUGUGGAGGCUGAUCUCCACCCGGGAAGGCUCAGCCACGAGGGAGACGUGAGACAGGCGAGGGAGAGAAGCCCUGCUGGGUUCGCUGCACCUGUGCCGGUGGACUGCUGGGUGGACAAUGUCAGAAGGCACUACAGCUCUCACCAGGACUGCCAGGGGGUGUCUGGGAAGGUGCCGCCUGCCUCCGAGGAGGAGGACCCCAGACAGAAGCAUCCUCAGUGGGAUCAGGACACAGAGCAGGAGACGUCUGAGCUGGAGUCUCUGUAUCAGGCCAGCCUACAGGCGCCUCACGCAAGCCGGUCUGCAGUGGGAAGGCUGGACCAUGCUUGGCAUCCACUGGGCAAGACAGCACCUGGGGAUUUCACGACAAGGACGUUGCCUGGUGCAGUGGGCCUGGGUCUCUCCAGAACUCCUACAGCUGAGAUUGAGCGCGGCCUCUGCAGGACAACCACGUCAUCUCCAGCAUCCCAGGUGCCAUACCCCAGAAACCGUGGCUUGGAGCCAGAAGAAGAGAUGUACAGUGCAGAGAACUUCCGUCGCAUUGCCCGUAGUCUCAGUGGAACCGUCGUCUCCAGCAGGGAAGAGGUGCUUCCCUCUUCCCACAGCUUUGAAGUGUCCAAUGAGAGGAAAAUGCCAAUGGAAGCCGGGCACCGUUCUUCCAGCACCACUUCCCUCACUUUCCCUCACGAUUCUCCUCCUGUGUUACCCUUUGAUCCCCAGCACUGUUCAGCCCAACUGCAGCACCUCUCCCAUGAUGCACCAGUGCCUAGCAUGGUGGGCAAGACACAUAGACAAUCAGGAAGUCAGAAGAACAUCCAGAAAAUUCUGGCUGUGCUUGACAGGAGUGAAACGUUCCGAGAGGAAGACAACCCAAGUGCGGCCGUGAGCGAUGGGAGCCUCCCCUUCUUCAGGCAGCAGGGGCCCCCUUCUCCAGGGCCGAGGCCUCUCCCCAGUCAGCAUCCCAGAGGGCAAGAAGCCCCCAGCGCCCCCAGUCCCUGGCUGCAGAUGGGUCUCACUGCCAGGCAAACAGCGACACUGCCGGACAAGCGGACUGCCCGCUGGGGUUCUGCCCAGCCAGAGAAGGGAUCAGAACAGUAUUUCCUCCAGCCACCAUCACAGCAAGGGAACCAUGCAUUGUAUGUUGUUAACUGCAGGCCGCUGCUUGGCACAGGCUGUGGUCCCUUGAGAAUCGUGCGUGAGCCUGCAAGGGACGUGGUUGUUUUUGACACUUGCCCUGUGCCUCCCCCUCAGGCAAAGGCCCCAGGUCCAAGGAGGGUCGACAUGCCCCCAGAUGAAGACUGGCGGCAGAACAGCUACAUCCCUCAGCCGGGAGCCAGGCGAAGGCUGCCGACGCAUCUGACAGACGUGACUUACUCAUCCCCUCCUGAGGCCCAUCGAGAGAUGCUGGCUCGUGUGGUGGCUGCCUCUGUGCCGCCCGGCAGCGGCUGGUGAGGUCUCCCACGUGGAACAGGCUGUCUGAUUUGUAGCUACAGAAAGGCAGUUGAUAACCAGACAGAGAGUUGGGUUGUGUGGUUUUUAUUUCUCUACAGUUAGUGUCUGUGCCAAUCUUGUCUUACAAAGUAGCUUAUACAGUAAGUGGAAGCGAACUGCACUGUAUUUCUGUAUUGCUGAAUCACUGUUACGGGGUGGGGGAACUGUUCAGUGACCCCAUUCUUGAAUCCUCUCCAUGGGUAUGUCUCGCUGGCAAGAGAAAAAGAUUUUUCAUCCAAGUUGAAAAUGAAAUCUUCUGUUGUCAGCCACAGACUGUCUCUUCAAGGGCCACCUUUAGUACUGGUAAGCCCACCAGCUAACCUGCUGUUUGGUUUUGACUGUCCUCUGUUAGUGGGGGGUGGGAUGGGGAGGCAGAGGAAGCUAAGAAAGAAAGUGGCAGGAUUGGGAAGCUGACGAGGCAG
This is a messenger RNA of Gekko japonicus, 5677 nucleotides long. RefSeq names its product ubiquitin specific peptidase 54 (gene USP54). The transcript has 22 exons. Bases 18 to 5216 code for a protein of 1732 amino acids. The record is from RefSeq and is a predicted model, not a curated record. Gene Ontology annotation, biological process: protein deubiquitination. Gene Ontology annotation, molecular function: cysteine-type deubiquitinase activity. Lineage: Eukaryota; Metazoa; Chordata; Lepidosauria; Squamata; Gekkonidae.